Molecule: messenger RNA, 993 nt
Organism: Panicum virgatum (switchgrass)
Lineage: Eukaryota; Viridiplantae; Streptophyta; Magnoliopsida; Poales; Poaceae
Exons: 5
Coding region: 1-993 (330 amino acids)
Biological process (GO): telomere maintenance; DNA repair
Molecular function (GO): DNA helicase activity
Source: RefSeq, a predicted model, not a curated record
AUGGCUGUCAGGGAGGCCGGCAAGGUGGACGACCAAGGGAAUGUCGAUGAAAUCAAACAGUAUCGAGAUGCUCGAUGGGUUACACCUCCAGAAGCUUUGUGGAGGAUAUAUGGGUUUGACUUGAGUAAGAACUACCCACCUGUGAAACAGCUCCAGCUCCAUUUGCCUGACAUGCACAUGGUUUCGUUCCAUGAGCGCCAGAAGAUAGAAAAUGUUGUGAACCGUCCAGGUGCUGAUGAGUCAAUGCUAACAGCCUAUUUUGCAGCAAAUGGACAAUAUGAGUGGGCUCGAGUGGCUGAGAAAAGGGGUCUGAUUGAAGAGGAUAACACCCUGGAUGAGUGUCUUUCUGAAGCUGCUGACUUCCAUAUGCCAUCCUCAUUACGGCGGCUAUUUGCAACAAUAUUAGUUUUUUGUGAGCCAAGUGAUGUGUUUGGGUUGUGGCAGAAAUACUUGGAGGCAAUGUCCGAAGACUAUAAGCAUAACAGUGCAUCAACCGCGGUGGUCGAGCAGAUGGUUUUGAUCGAUAUUAGGAAAAUGCUUCAGUCAAUGGGUAAGGAUAUUAAGUCAUUUCCCCUUCCAAAUGUUGACGACAUGUAUGAUGAUGCUAAUGGUAUUCCCCGUGAGAUAUUCGAGGAGGCAAACAUUGAGGCGAACAAUGACGAUGUAGCUAUGGUGGAGACUCUAAACAUAGGGCAAAGGGAUGCUUAUGAUGUCAUCAUGGCCGCUGUUAACAAUGAUAAGGGUGGAUUAUUCUUCGUUGAUGGACCUGGUGGGACUGGGAAGACAUUCUUGCUUAGUUUUGCAAUGACAGUGAACAAGUCACAGGGGCAGACAAUUCCUAAUGUUGGUGUUUACCUAUCUGAACCUGUGUUCUCUCAUGGCCAAUUGAUUCUUGUUGUUCCACCUAAUGCUGAGGCGGAGGAGGAAGACAACGAGGAAAAAGCAAACAGUAUGGAAUAUUGUUUUGCUGCGCUUGGAUGGGUUUCAACCUGA